CUCUCUUCCAAGUCUCUCCUUCUCUCCGUCUCCUUCUCUCUCUCUCUACUGUUCUCUACCUCUGCGAUUCAGAUCGGAUGGCGAACCAGGACGAGGCCUCCUCGUCGGAUCCGAAGUCGGCAAAGAGGGAUUUCAGCACGGCGAUUUUGGAGAGGAAGAAGGCUCCGAAUCGGCUGAUCGUUGACGAGGCUGUUAAUGACGAUAAUUCUGUGGUGUCGAUACACACCAAUACGAUGGAGAAGCUCCAGUUUUUCAGAGGGGAUACAAUCCUUUUGAAGGGAAAGAAAAGGAAAGAUACAAUCUGUAUUGUUCUUGCUGAUGAUUCAUGUGAGGAACCUAAGAUUAGGAUGAACAAGGUUGUGAGAUCAAAUCUAAAAGUAAGGCUUGGUGACGUGGUUUCAGUUCACCAAUGCCAGGAUGUGAAAUAUGGAAAGCGUGUGCAUAUACUUCCAAUUGAUGAUACCAUUGAAGGUGUCACGGGGAACCUGUUCGAUGCAUAUUUGAAGCCAUAUUUUAUGGAGGCCUAUCGCCCUGUUAGGAAAGGAGAUCUCUUUCUUGUCCGAGGUGGUAUGAGAAGUGUGGAGUUUAAAAUAAUAGAAACUGACCCAGCUGAGUAUUGUGUUGUGGCUCCCGACACCGAAAUCUACUGCGAGGGGGAGCCUGUUAAUAGGGAAGAUGAAAACAGACUUGAUGAUGUGGGCUAUGAUGAUGUGGGUGGAGUCAGAAAACAGAUGGCUCAGAUUAGAGAAUUGGUAGAGCUUCCCCUCAGACAUCCUCAGCUUUUCAAAUCAAUUGGUGUUAAACCACCAAAAGGGAUCUUACUCUAUGGACCACCAGGCUCUGGCAAGACUUUGAUAGCCAGAGCAGUAGCAAAUGAGACUGGAGCCUUCUUCUUUUGCAUUAACGGUCCUGAGAUUAUGUCAAAGUUAGCUGGAGAAAGUGAAAGCAAUCUCAGGAAGGCUUUUGAAGAAGCUGAGAAGAAUGCACCAUCUAUUAUUUUUAUUGAUGAAAUUGAUUCAAUUGCUCCAAAGCGCGAGAAAACUCACGGCGAAGUUGAGAGGCGAAUUGUUUCACAGCUUCUUACGUUGAUGGAUGGACUCAAAUCCCGUGCGCAUGUAAUUGUAAUUGGAGCAACAAAUAGGCCAAACAGUAUUGACUCAGCUCUUAGAAGGUUUGGUAGGUUUGACAGGGAAAUUGAUAUUGGUGUGCCAGAUGAAAUUGGACGUCUUGAAGUCCUCCGCAUUCACACGAAGAAUAUGAAGCUUUCUGAUGAUGUUGAUCUGGAGAGAAUUGCUAAAGACACCCAUGGCUAUGUUGGGGCUGACCUUGCUGCGCUCUGUACAGAAGCUGCUCUCCAAUGCAUUAGGGAGAAAAUGGAUGUUAUUGAUUUGGAAGAUGAAACCAUUGAUGCUGAGGUGCUCAACUCAAUGGCUGUCACAGAUGAACAUUUCAAGACAGCUCUGGGAACAAGCAAUCCAUCUGCACUCCGUGAGACGGUUGUUGAAGUUCCCAAUGUCAGCUGGGAUGAUAUUGGUGGACUUGAGAAUGUUAAGAGGGAACUUCAAGAGACUGUCCAAUAUCCAGUUGAACAUCCAGAGAAGUUUGAGAAGUUCGGAAUGUCUCCUUCAAAAGGGGUGUUGUUCUACGGUCCUCCUGGCUGUGGUAAGACUCUGCUUGCUAAGGCCAUUGCCAAUGAAUGCCAAGCCAACUUUAUCAGUGUGAAGGGUCCUGAGCUGCUCACCAUGUGGUUCGGUGAGAGCGAGGCGAAUGUUCGCGAGAUUUUUGAUAAGGCUCGACAGUCUGCACCUUGUGUUCUGUUCUUUGAUGAGCUUGACUCAAUUGCUACUCAGAGAGGGAGCAGUGUUGGUGAUGCCGGAGGUGCUGCUGAUAGAGUCCUCAAUCAACUUCUCACAGAGAUGGAUGGAAUGUCUGCGAAGAAAACCGUCUUCAUUAUCGGCGCUACAAACAGGCCUGACAUCAUUGACCCUGCAUUGCUCCGGCCAGGCCGCCUGGACCAGUUGAUUUACAUUCCUCUACCAGAUGAGGCUUCCAGAUAUCAGAUAUUUAAAGCUUGUCUCAGGAAAUCCCCCAUCUCAAAAGAGGUUGAUUUGGGGGCUCUGGCUAAGUACACCCAAGGCUUCAGUGGCGCAGAUAUUACAGAAAUUUGUCAGCGCGCCUGCAAGUACGCAAUCCGAGAAAAUAUUGAGAAGGACAUUGAGAAGGAGAUGCGUCGUAACGAAAAUCCAGAAGCCAUGGAGGAAGACGAAGGAGAUGAAGUUGCAGAAAUCAAAGCUGGCCACUUUGAGGAGUCCAUGAAAUACGCUCGGCGGAGCGUGAGUGAUGCCGACAUCCGCAAGUACCAGGCAUUCGCCCAAACCCUGCAGCAGUCGAGAGGUUUCGGCAGCGAGUUCCGGUUUUCAGACGGCGCCGGCGGUGCGGCUGGAGGAGCUGACCCAUUCGCUACCUCUGCAGCUGCUGAUGAGGAUGACUUGUAUAGUUAAACGUCAUGGCUUUUUAAUUGUGUCGUAGUGCUUGAAAAUGAUAGACAUGGUGUCAAGUUUCAUUUAAUUUCUUAACAUUGUUUCAUGUGUCUAGUUGUUUUCUUUUUCUACCUAAGAUGGUUGUUGUCUUCUUCCUAAAUUGUUUAGGGGGAGCUAAAAGGAUUUAUUAAUAGUCUUUUAAUGAGUUUAGAAGAUUCUAUCAUGUUAAAGCUUGCUUAAGUGGAAGCAUUAAAGUGUCCAGGUAAUA
This is a messenger RNA of Phalaenopsis equestris, 2748 nucleotides long. RefSeq names its product cell division cycle protein 48 homolog. NCBI's taxonomy places the organism in Eukaryota, Viridiplantae, Streptophyta, Magnoliopsida, Asparagales, Orchidaceae. Gene Ontology annotation, cellular component: cytosol; nucleus; VCP-NPL4-UFD1 AAA ATPase complex. Gene Ontology annotation, molecular function: polyubiquitin modification-dependent protein binding; ATP hydrolysis activity; ATP binding. The record is from RefSeq and is a predicted model, not a curated record. Gene Ontology annotation, biological process: autophagosome maturation; mitotic spindle disassembly; retrograde protein transport, ER to cytosol.